Topomyia yanbarensis is the source of this 1282-nucleotide messenger RNA. Its product is annotated as 32 kDa beta-galactoside-binding lectin lec-3-like. The record is from RefSeq and is a predicted model, not a curated record. The transcript has 5 exons. NCBI's taxonomy places the organism in Eukaryota, Metazoa, Arthropoda, Insecta, Diptera, Culicidae. Bases 224 to 1189 code for a protein of 321 amino acids. Gene Ontology annotation, molecular function: carbohydrate binding; galactoside binding.
UUAUCUGUCUGAUUUGCAAGUGUUGGAACGAAAACGUUUGUUUUUGGUUGGUUUCGCGAAUGUCAAUUCUAAUCAUUCAUUUAAUCGCAAACCAGAUAAGUUGGAUAUUAUCAUUUUCGAUCGAUUCUGCAUAAGAUAUCGUGAGACGGUCGAAUUAGCCCAGUUCCAGCGAAAUCAUUCGCGGUAACAGUUGAACAAAUUUUGGUGUGUCUGUGUAGCCAUAAUGUUGACUCAAUUUGCUGGUAAUAUAUCGUGCACUGUCGAGCCCGGUCAGAUAUUCGUUAUCGGUGCAAGGCCUAUUGAUGAUGCCGAGCGAAUAGACAUUAACUUUCUAUCGGGCAAGUCUGAAGAAGCCGAUAACAUACUUCAUUUUUCGGUUCGCUUCUUAGAGGAUAUAAUUGUACGGAAUUCAAAAAUUGAAGGUGGGUGGGGUCCUGAGGAACGUCAUGACGGGUUGAACGAAUUAACUGCACCAAAUCCUAUAACGCCAGGAGAACUCUUCAAAUUAUACAUACUAGUAGGCGAUGACAAGUUCCAUAUUGCUAUCAACGGACAGCCGUACUGUACGUACACCUUCCGAGCGCCACUAUCGGAAAUCCGUGCCAUAUCACUAUUCAAGGAUAUCCAGCAAAUCAUACAAAUUGAUCAUCGCCAAGCUUUUCCAACCCCGUUUCCAGCAAUUCAGCUGGAGGAAACGUUCAAUUCGUUCAGUAACGAUGUUCCGAAACCGUUCCUUCCAGGCCAUGUUAUCGUUAUAACCGCCAUACCGUUCGGAAAUCCUCGUGGUGGAUUCAUCAUUCGUUUUAUGGAAAAUGGGUCGAAACGACAGGCUCUACACUUCAAUCCACGUUUUGAUCCACAUUAUGUGGUCGUUCGUAAUUCACACACGGAGACCCUGGAAUUCCGCCGGGAAGAAGAACGUCUCGGGGGAUUCCCAUUUGUACUGGAUCAGCAGUUCAAACUGGCAAUUGCUUUAACCGAAAAUGAGUUCAAGUUCGCGGUGAACGGAAGCGUAUUCGAAUCAUACGUAUAUCGUAGUGCCAAUCAGUUAGACACUCUUAACGGAUUCAAGAUACAGUGCAGCAACGGGAUGCAGCUCGAAGUUACCAGCGUGGACCACAUGAACAUGGGCGUUCCGGAUUGUGAAGGUUUUGAAAGUUACUCUCACCCAGAGGUGGAAAUAUUUUAAUAAAUCACCUUUCGUGUCAAUUUAUUCAACUGUUUAUCUAGGCACUGAACAGUAGACAAAAAAUUAAAUAAAAUACCUACCUUGACUCCCAGA